UUCCACACAAGCACAGCUCUGAUCAACAGGUCACGACUGAAAGUGAAGGACGAGAGAAGACGCAAGAAACAAGGACUGACUGCUUGCAUUUUUAAAACCACAGCAGUCAUGUCUCCUGUUUGGCUUGGACAAACACUUUUGGUCCUGCUGAUGUUCAGGAUUGUGGGAUCAAAAGCCAGCAUCAGAUCUCAUCGGAAGAAGCGAGAGUGGAUUCUUCCACCAACAAGACUGUAUGAGAAUGUAGACUACACAAAGGAGGAAUAUGUGGCAAAAAUCCGAUCUGAUAAAGAUAUUAACUGGCAGGUGGUGGAAUAUGGACUAACAGGUCAUGGUGCCGACAAGCUACCCUAUAAUUUGUUUGUUAUCAAUCCUGAGAAUGGUUAUGUCAGAGUCACAGGUCUGCUGGACAGAGAAAAAACAUCUUCAUACAACCUAACUGGCAUCGCUAAAUAUCGUAACGGAUCAAUAGCUGAAGAAAACAUUAUGCUUAAGAUUAAAGUUGAGGAUCAGAAUGAUAACUUUCCAAUAUUCAGACCGCAAAGGGGAUCUGUGAAGGAAAGCAGCAAGAUUGGAACACCUGUUAUGCAGAUAAGAGCUACUGAUGCAGAUGAGGAGGGCACAAUCAAUUCCAAAAUAGCAUACAGUAUAAUAAAACAAUCCCCUGCUGAAUCAGGAAAUAUGUUCUCCAUUGAUAGAGCAACUGGGAAUGUUUAUGUGAAGGAGAAAAUCCUGGAUCGAGAGAGACAUGAUAAAUAUACUUUAAUAGUUCAGGGAGUUGAUAUGGACGGAGCUUCGUCUGGCAACACAGGAACAGGCACAGUGCAUAUUAAUAUUCUGGAUAUAAAUGACAAUGUUCCCACUCUUGAGAAAGAAGAGUAUUCAGGUAGUGUUGAUGAAGGUGUGGUUGAUGUGGUUGUCAUGAGAAUUAAAGCCCAGGACAAAGAUCUGAAAUUCACUGAUAACUGGCUGGCAGUGUUUGACAUUCAGAAAGGAAAUGAAGACAAUCUCUUCUCCAUUGAAACGGACCCUAAAACCAAUGAGGGAAUUCUAAAACUCAUCAAGCCUGUUGAUUUUGAAAAGGUCAAAGAGCUGGACCUCAAUUUGGUUAUAUCAAAUGUAGCUCCUUUUAUAAACGGAAGUGCUUUAGAGCUGGAUGUCAGUCUGGACAAGGGUGGAGCAGGUGUCGGAGCAGGGGCCGGGGUGGGAGCAGGUUUGGGAGUUGGAUUAGGUGUAGGGUUAGGUUUAGGAUUAGAUGCUGGACUGGAUGCUGGGCUGGAUGCUGGACUUGAUGCAGGAUUGGAUUUAGGUGCUGGACUGGAUGUAGGCCUAGAUGCUGGACUGGAUGCUGGACUAGAUGCUGGAUUAGAUGCUGGAUUAGAUGCUGGACUGGAUGCUGGAGUGGAUUUGGGUGCCGGAGUGGAUGCAGGUGGAGAUGUUGGGCUUAAGCCCGGAGUUCAUCCUGGAGCCAAGCCUGGCCCUUCACUUGGCGUCAAGCCAGGGCCAAAACCAGGAACAAAACCUGGAACUAGUCCUUCUGGCAAACCCGUAAGCGAUCCUGAUAAAAAACCAGCCGGGAAAGGUUACCCAGUUAAGAUUAGUGUAAACAACCUGCCUGACGGGCCUGGCUUCUCACCUUCUGUGAAAGACUUUCCAGUGUCAGAGGAUCCAAAUGAAGAUUUCCCAGUGGUGUUGGGCACAUUUGCUGCUUUAGAUGGAGACACUGGAGAACCAGCUGAAAAUGUGAGGUAUGCCAAAGGUCACGAUCCCGAUAACUGGAUAACCAUUGAUGAGGAAACUGCUGAGAUAAAGCUGACAAAGGCUCCAGACCGAGAAUCAAAGUUUUUGGUCAAUGGAACCUACUUUGCGAAGAUUAUCUGCAUGACUCAAGAUGUGCCAGCUAAAACCGCCACCGGGACAAUAGCGUUAAAGGUGGAGGAUACCAAUGACCACUGCCCCACACUGACCAGCAGCUAUCAUCAAACAUGUGAUAACAAUAAACUGGUAAAUGUCACAGCUUUCGAUGAGGACGCCGAUCCAAACGCCGCACCUUUCCAAUUUGCUCUGAUAGAAGAGGAGAGUGUGGGAAAAUGGCAGAUGGUGCCAGUAAACGGAACAACAGUGAGUUUUCAUACACAGGAGACUUUGUGGCCUGGCAUCUAUGAGCUGACAGUGAAGAUCUCAGAUGCUCAGGGUCUGGCCUGUCCAGACAACCAAAAGUUUGAGGUUGAAGUGUGCAGCUGUGAGAAAAAAAGCUCAUGCGGGUCGAGGCUUGCUGCACAGCACAGCGUCCCACUCAAAAUAGGAAAGCCAGCUCUCGGCUUGUUCCUCAGCGGCGCAGCUUUACUCUUGCUGGUACCCUUCCUCCUGCUCUUCUGCCAGUGUGGGACCGUGAAUGAAUUCACAGAUUUGCCAUUUGAUGCUAAAGAAUAUCUCAUUCCAUAUCACACUGAAGGCAUUGGGGAGGACAAGGAGGUUCCUGCUCUCAGUGGUCUUGCUGCUACAAUAGACCAAAAGCAGCUGCUUCAGGAUAGCAAGGCUUCCAACACUGUAUCCAAAAUGCACUUUCAUACAAGUGUUGCUAAUGACACCAGAAUGCUCAACCAGGACAUAAACGAUGGGUUAACAGAAUCUGAUGGCCGGAUUUGGUACAGACAAAAUACAAUUUCUACGGCCAACCACCGCAACAGUGCUCUCUAUUCUGCAUCAUUCAUUCAAGAAAAACAGGACAUUUAUGGGGACAUGGCAUUAGGAGAUGUCUUUCUGAAUGAAUACUUCUCUCAGAAAGCAAGCUGUGCUGCAGCCAACCCUCCUCUAGCAGACGGUCUUCUGGUUUAUGAGUAUGAUGGUCAAGGAUCCCCUGCUGGCUCGCUUGGAUGUUGCAGCAUCCUUGAGUCUGAUGAUGACCUGGAGUUCCUGAACAACCUGGGGUCAAAGUUUCUUACAUUAGCCGAAGUAUGCAAUCCUCCAAAGCCUUCUUUACCUCCUCCCAAAACUGAGCAAGUUGUCAAAUCAGUUGAAACCAGCUACAAAUCCAAGAGCUCUGUCAGCACUAGCACCAUCCAGGUAACUAAAGAAAAAACAGCACCACAACAGGAACAGCAAAGCUCUGUUACCAAAGUCGAGACGGUUAAUACAUUUGCAACAGUACCAAAAGCUAGUCCAACAGUUUAUGUGCAACAGCAGCCUCUAUUCUACCUAGUGGAAGAGCAAAUGCCAAACAUUUCAUUCGUCGAGAGUCCCACUCAGGGUUUGUUUGUAAUAAAUGGGAACCCCGGGAUGGAAGGUUUGAUUCUUCAAGAUGGAAAUAUUUCACAGCGUCGAGGACAGCAGGCAAUGUACUUGGUUAAUGGAGCCCCUGUAACCGCUAAUCAGCCAAUACAGUUCCAAACAGAAGGCCAGGAACAGGAGGCUGUGCUGGGAUUCAGUCCUCUCUCAUCUCCUAUUGGACCAUCUGGAGGUGUAGUGCUAAUGCAGACACAUUUUCAGGGGAAAGCAGUGCAAGGAGAGGCUGGAAGGCCAUCAGCGAAGCUUGGUGAUGAUUUAACACCGGGCAAAAAACAGAACAAGAACACCCCAUCUACUCCAUCAUCUAAGUAGAUUCAAGAAGAACCACAUGAUAGGGUUCAGGGUGAUUUUUUAGCUCUAUUUGAGGAAAAAAAAUUGUAGUACAUCAGUACUUUGACUAUUAAGAUUGGCUAUAGAAAUAUUUAAAGAUUAAUGCUUUGGAAACAUCAUUGAAUUUCUGUUGAGUGUGGAGAUACUGGCUGUAUUGAUUGGAAAAUGGAAUUAAUAGGAAAUAAUUCAUUCUAAUUUUCAUCCAAUAGUUGCAUUCAAAGGUUUGGGAUUUUCUUUGGAACAAUGUAAAAGUCUUCACUGUAAAUGACUGGAUACUGGAUCAUAAGUGAAUACUGUAGGGGCAGUAUUAUGCCUUUUGAUAGACUUAAUAUUUUUUAUACAAUGUUGUUAAAGCAUUAAUAUAAGCUCCAGGCCCAUAGCCAGGUCGGGUUCGAGUGGUGCGAAAGAUUCACCCUUCAUUAACAAAGUUCCAGAAUUUGUCCCAUACAUGAGCUCGUUUGUGCUAUUUUGACUGCUAUACCAUCCUAAAACUCAUCGAUAAUUCAUCGAAAAGGGCUUUAAGACCAAGCCAAAUCCUCUGUUGGCUGUCGCUUCAGUUUGACUUCAGUUAAUCAGUUUUGGCCAACGCAAUCAAUUAGUCCAACAUAAAGCUGUGCAAGAAAAUAUACAAUCUGAUGUAAGUGGUCAUCUUUCGCUACUGUAUUGUUUUUGAAUAGAGAAAACAUUUACAAGUAACUUUUAUUUUAAAUCUUGAACCUUACUCUUGCCACAAAUAAUGACUCAUAUUAGGAUUCAUUUGAAUCCCAUAUUGGCUAUCAUUGUUAUCCAUGAAUUUUCAGAUGUACUUUAUUUCAAGAGAGACUAAAAAAAAUUGUGAAUCUCUACAUUAUUAUUAUUGUGUUUUAAUUUUUGUGUUAUUCAAAUGGUCAAAUUGUGACUGAGGACAGUUGAAUGUGCUGGCUAGUUUGUUAUUUGCCUAAUAAAUGACAAUAGGCUACAGUUUUUAUUUUUAAAACUAAAACUAAUGAUAUAGGAUGUAAUAAGUUCGUAUUUUAAAAAUCAUUAUUUUUAUCAUAUUUUUUUAUUUUAAACACUUAGGAAACAUUUUUGGUACAUUAAAAAGUGUGGUUGUGCUGACCAUCCGAAAAGCUAAUCCAGAAAUAAAAAAUAGUGCUUAAAAUAUUACUGAAAUGCAGUAUUUAAAUUUCAUAAUUAAAUAGAAUAUGAGGCGAGUAUAUGAAAAAAAUAACCAUCCCUUUCACCUGGCUGGCUAUGGGCCUAGGUUUAUAGUGAUAUUAGACAUGUUUUCCAAACUACAUUUGCAGACCAGAAUUCACUGAGAGUAACAACUCCUAAUUUUCAUCCAGUUUCUUUACAUAGAACAUAUUUUCAUGCUUAUUUACAUGCUAAAAUCAAUGUGAGCGUACGUUUUGUGAGUCAGUAACUGCAAAAGUGACUGUUGCUGUCUUUAAAAAUAUAUAUUCAUUUUGGUUGAUGGAUGAAGACAGCUGCGAGUUAGAUGGGUGUGUGUUGAGUGUUUUAUCUGUCAAAAGAAGUCAGUGAUUGACAAGAGGAGUGAUUCAAAAGCAAUGGAAUCUUUAAAAAUGUACAAACAGAUACGAUCACUUGAAUAAUAAAAAAUAACCCUGAAGCAAAAGGCUGAGAACAUAAAAAAGGGUCUGGAAUGAACAAGUUCAGGAAGCACAAUGUGAAAAUCCAACUAAAGAGAGUGUUAGGAAAUGUCUGGAGGGACAAUCAUAACGUCCUUUUUGAAAGGUCAUCUCUUUCAAUGUUUAUGUUGACACCAUCUGGAGCAUUUGGCCCUGAGGUUGAUCAGCAUUCACAUUAACAGCCAUGCAUGUGGCCAGAUGUUCUGAUAGCUGAUUGAGGAAUCUUUUAAGGAAUUAUUAACAGUAAAGGACAUUUAUUUGUAUGUGAAUACAUGUUACAGAUAAUGGGGGGAAAAAACUAAAGAAAAAAACAAAUCCUCAACAAAAACAAAGCUUUUUCUGCAGGUGUUUGAUUUGGACUUGUGAUGUAAUGUGAUCUUUUUCUGCUAUUACCAUAGUUAUUUUUAUUUCUCUAUUUUUACCUUAAAAACCUGUAGAAUGAAUAUCUGGGUAUAUCUUGGCAUAGCUGAAAAAUAAGAGUUCAGUACAUGGAAAUGACAUAUUGAGAACCUCAAACACCAUUGCUUCCUCAUUGUCAUGAAAAUCCUGUGAGUGUGAAAAACAGGCCAAUCAGAACAAUGAACAUCGACUGUUAAAUUGUACAUGGGUUCAUUAAUAUGCAUGCCUCAUGCUGUGUUUAAUUGGCCGCAACAUUUGCUAGUAGAUUGCAACGAUUUUUGCCCUUUGUGUUUACGUUGAUCUAAGCUUAUAUUAAGCUUGCUAUGUAUAUGGGUCUUUUUUUUUUGAAAAUGAGAGAGGCAGGGAGAGUAAUGCCAAGUUAAGACUGCAUGAUUUUAGCCCAGAUUUUGACUCGUCGACAGGUUUUAAGAAAUCGCUAGCAAAACAAUUGCAGAGUAACAAUCACACAAUGUGAAUUAUCAAAGAUGCCAUCUAAGAGAAUCGCAGAUGAGUCAAUAACACCUGUGAAAUAUUUGGCAUGCUAAAUAACUGGAGCUGUCGGUGAUUCAAAUCAUGCCGUGUGAAAUGUGUUCUGAUUGAAAAUAACAUCGGAGAUCACCUACAGCCAAUGAGAGGGUAUCUGCAGGCCAGCAAGAGGAGGUUCAAUAGGACUACUUUGAAAAUCCUGCAGUCUGAACUUGGCAUAAAGCCCCCUCAAAGUCAUAGAGAGACAGAAAGAGUUGCGACAACUCCAUUGACUUCAAUAGGACAUUUUAUCAACAGCAAUGGCGGUUCAUGGAGCCUCUUACUAGUUCUCGGAAGUUAAAACUUACAGCCGAGAUACUGCUGAAGACAAUGGUUUUGUACUUUUAAAAGAUACAAAGUUUCCAAAAAUAAGAUUGUGUAUGUUUUAACGUUAUCUAAGAUUAUCUGAAUUAACCACAAAGGACUUCCUAGAACUAUUUGAGUCUGCAUGAAUUACGUGACGAUCAAACAUUUUGGCUAUUUGGCUCUGAGCUCACUGAACCAAGCCACAUCUUCACGUUUUUUUCUAUUAUUAAGUGACACGAACAGAUGCAAGAUAUCAACGCUGGUGUACAUACACUCAUAUAAAACAGUGUUUAAAAGUCUAAAAGAUGUGUUAUGGUGCUUCACAUUUGGUGUGAUGGGCUUUAAGAACAGUUAUUAGCCAGCCAUCUGUUUAUAAUCUGUCAAAAUGCAAAAUGCAGGAUAUACGAAUUAUUAAUUCAUUCAGCAUCACCCAUAAGGGGCAUAAGGCCCAUCUUUUGUUAGUUUAAUGUGUAUACUGUGAAAUAUGCCAUCUAUGUUUGUAGUAAGGCAACAGACAAAUGUGUGUAAGUGCUGAAUAGCCUGAAUAUAAGUUUUGAUUGCACAUAUAUGCAUUGUGUUACAUACAACUGUUCAUUUAAGGCAAUUUGUGUGUUUAUAUAUGAGUAUAUAAAACUCUUUCUGUAGAAUUUUUAAGCCACACACAUAUUAUGUAGAUAUCAGAACAAUGAACCUAUUGAAUCAAUGCACCCUAUGACAUGUUUCAUUUUCAGCUCAUUAUAUCUCAUUUUAAACUCAUUAUAUCAUCAUUUUAUCUCACAAUUAUGACCUUUUUUUGGAAUUUUAUUGCUUUCAUUAGGGUUAGAUUGUUAGGUUAGGGUUGUUGACAUUAUGUAAUGUUAAGUAGACAUUUCCUUUAACAGGUACUUACAAUCAAUAAAAUAUCUGUUGGAGGAGCAUCAAAAUAAUAGGUUAGCAGAUAUUAAGCAGACCGAUUACUAAUACUCUAAAGACUGCACAUAGACAUGUAGUUGCAAAGUUGCUUAUAGGUAACAGUGUAUCUAAAGGAGAAUGGCAGAAUGGCAAGAUGUAAACUCGGAUUAAGAUUUGACUUUCUUCAGCAUUUUGAGGUUUGUCUAAAAUAUUUCAUAUCUAAGAACACGCAGUUAAAAUUGUGAAAAAUGUGAACUGAAAGUUUAUAUAUUAAAGUUCUUGGGGAAUUGUGAGAAACUUUGAUAAAACUGUGAUAAAGUUGCAAUUCUGAGAAAUGUCACAAUUAUACCUUAUAAAAAGUCUAAAUUGUGAGAUAAAAGGUUUUUUUUUUAUUCCAUAAGGAAAAUGGGCUUCCAUAUAAUACAAGCUUAAUAAAUAUAAUAUUAAAAAAAUCUAAAAAAUAAAAAACAAAGAAAAAUUUAAGAUAUUAAUACGUAAACAUAUUGCUCUCAGUUUCUGUUUUUUUAUGACUAAAUGCUUUUUAGUGCUUUUUAGCUUUUUAAUGAUUUAAUUGACUAAAUUAAUUUUGGUGAUUAUCCAGUGGGUUUUUCUGCAUGAAUCAAUGAAAAUAUUAUGGUGAUUAUUUGGGGACAAAAAUCUUGAAUAAAGUCCUGUAUUGCUCCAGUUGUGCAGAGUUGU
Molecule: messenger RNA, 8066 nt
Organism: Danio aesculapii
Lineage: Eukaryota; Metazoa; Chordata; Actinopteri; Cypriniformes; Danionidae
Product: desmoglein-2.1
Exons: 14
Coding region: 109-3597 (1162 amino acids)
Biological process (GO): homophilic cell-cell adhesion
Cellular component (GO): desmosome; plasma membrane
Molecular function (GO): calcium ion binding
Source: RefSeq, a predicted model, not a curated record